This is a messenger RNA of Esox lucius (northern pike), 1630 nucleotides long. RefSeq names its product cysteine three histidine 1 (gene cth1). NCBI's taxonomy places the organism in Eukaryota, Metazoa, Chordata, Actinopteri, Esociformes, Esocidae. The transcript has 2 exons. The coding region runs from base 290 to 1303 and encodes 337 amino acids. Gene Ontology annotation, molecular function: metal ion binding; mRNA binding. The record is from RefSeq and is a predicted model, not a curated record.
CUUUUGAAUUGGACGCGGGAGAGAGAACUGGUUGAAGUUAAAAGACACAUUAGCAAGACGCGUAUGACUUCAUAACAAAGCAAGUAGGGUAGGCAGGUAGUCAGUUAUUCACGUCGUUAGCGCGGUGUGAAAAUACGGUAUUCAAGCGUAUUUUCUGUUAGUAGUACUAAUUUUAGUGCAAAAACCGUUCUCUGCAGUUUGGCUUGGAUAUUCACGUUGCAGUUUAUUACCAGGUGGGAGCGGAUCGGAACCGGUGACAGACGUUUAUCAACUUCUGUUCUUUGCUACCAUGUUUGAGACCAGCAGUGAUCUGAUCCUCUACCAAGACAAUGAGAGUGUACAUGACCUGCUAUUCCCUGGGGAACCUGGCUCAGCUGGUGGUGGGGGAGGCAUGUCCUUGGCGGAGGCCCUCCUGCCCCUAGUGGAGUCCCCCACUCCUCCCCUGAUCCCCUGGAUGUGUUCCACCCGCUACAAGACGGAGCUGUGCAGCCGCUACGCCGCAAUAGGCUUCUGCAAGUACGCUGAGCGCUGCCAGUUUGCCCACGGCCUCCACGACCUCCACGUACCCUCCCGCCAUCCCAAGUACAAGACCGAAUUGUGCCGCACCUUCCACACGGCGGGCUACUGCGUCUACGGCACCCGCUGCUUGUUCGCUCACAACGCCAAGGAGCAGCGGCCCGCCUGCCGCCGGCGCCGCAACGUACCCUGCCGCACCUACCGCUCAUUUGGCGUGUGCCCGUUUGGCACGCGCUGCAACUUCCUGCACGGCGACAGUAGGGGACUGAGUGACGGUGGCGUCGAGUCCCCGGACUGCGCUUCUGAAGGGAAGGCUGCCGUCUCUGGGCCCCGGCAACACUCCCAGGACUGGAGGCCCCGUGGGCCCCUGUGCCGCACCUUCAGCUCCUUUGGCUUCUGCCUCUACGGGACCCGCUGUCGCUUCCAACACGGCCUGCCCAACACGAUCAGAGGCCCAGACUCCUCCGCUGGCGACGGCACCUCUCGGUUCACAAGCGGGAGGGCAUGUUCCCCAGCGUCGGACAUGUUCUCCUCUUCUCCCUGCUCCUCGUCCUCCUGCUCGCCCCCCUCUGGCCUUCCUUCCCCGGUCUGGCCGGAGGACUCCUCCCCUCCCUUAACCACUCCGCUCAAUGAGCCCAUGGCCCACAAUGCCUUCACCUUCUCCAGCCAGUUGAACGACAUGCUGCUUCCUCUGGCCCUGAGGCUCCAGCAGCUGGAAAACAGCCAGAGUGUGGCUGCUACCCGCACCAUGCAGGAUGUUUGGGAGAACAAGCUUGAGCCUCUCUAGUGAAGUCUUUAACUGUGUAUACGUCGAUGGUUUGCGAUGAGCCGGGAAGCCGUAUGCGUCCUGUGAUGUCUUCGUUUGGUGUUUGGAGAGUGGGGCGGGCUGUCUUUGGGAGGGUCCUUUGUGCUCACGAUUUUACGGUUUUGUCUUGCACUAUUUUAUGACAAUUUGUUUUUACAGGGAACUUGACAAAUCGCCUCGUCAUUGUAUAUUAGGCCUUAUUUUAAUUUUUUUUAAUGGGUUAUAAGUGUUUGUAUUUAUGAAUCCCUGUUUAAUUUUAAAUUUAAUUUAUUGUGAUAAUUCUGACUUUAAUAAACCACUACACUUUUA